Molecule: messenger RNA, 666 nt
Organism: Solanum verrucosum
Lineage: Eukaryota; Viridiplantae; Streptophyta; Magnoliopsida; Solanales; Solanaceae
Product: transmembrane emp24 domain-containing protein p24beta2-like
Exons: 4
Coding region: 11-658 (215 amino acids)
Biological process (GO): intracellular protein transport; Golgi organization; endoplasmic reticulum to Golgi vesicle-mediated transport
Cellular component (GO): endoplasmic reticulum-Golgi intermediate compartment; Golgi apparatus; endoplasmic reticulum
Source: RefSeq, a predicted model, not a curated record
UUGCAAAGAUAUGAGAAUUAGGUCAUGGGGAAAUAUGUCAAGUGUGAUGACACUAUUACUAUUUUUACAUUUUUUGCAAGGAAUUUAUGGGAUUAGAUUUGUAAUUGACAAAGAAGAAUGUUUGUCUCACAAUGUUCAUCUUGAAGGUGAUACUAUUCAUGUAUCUUUUGUUGUCGUUCAAGCUGAUACUCCUUGGCAUUCUGCUAAUGAGGGUGGUGUUGAUCUUAUGAUAAAAGGGCCAUCAGGUGAGCUAAUUCAUGGCUUCCGCGACAAGACUAGUGAGAAAUACGAGUUUGUUGCUUACAAGAAGGGUAUUUACCAGUUCUGUUUCAUGAAUAAGUCUCCGUAUCAUGAAACCUUAGAUUUUGAUGUGCAAGUUGUACAUUACACAUACUAUGAUCAGCACGCGAAGAAUGAGCACUUUGAUCCAUUGCUGGACCAGCUAUCAAAGUUAGAAGCAGCUCUUUACAACAUACAGUUUGAACAGCAUUGGCUAGAAGCACAGACUGCUCGUCAGGCAUUACUGAAUGAAGGUAUGAGCCAAAGAGCAAUCACAAAGGCACUUCUUGAAUCCGUAACUCUUGUUGGUGUCUGCUUCCUUCAGGUCUUCCUCUUACAACGCCUUUUCGAAAACAAGCUUCAGACGGUUAGAGUCUAGACUGCCCU